Pogonomyrmex barbatus (red harvester ant) is the source of this 8130-nucleotide messenger RNA. Its product is annotated as serine/threonine-protein kinase ATR. Gene Ontology annotation, biological process: telomere maintenance; DNA damage checkpoint signaling; DNA repair. The record is from RefSeq and is a predicted model, not a curated record. NCBI's taxonomy places the organism in Eukaryota, Metazoa, Arthropoda, Insecta, Hymenoptera, Formicidae. Gene Ontology annotation, cellular component: chromosome; nucleus. Gene Ontology annotation, molecular function: protein serine/threonine kinase activity; protein binding.
UCCGAUCAAAUGUAUAUUUCUUUUUAAUUAACAGAUGUUCUACAUGUGCACACUCGUCAUUUUUAUGACAUAAACGCAAGGCGAAACGAUAGAAAUAAAGCAACACAUUGUCCUCCAGUCGGUGACUGAACAACUUCUUGAACAACCAAUCACGAAUGGGAUGACACCCGAUUGAUCACUAGCCACUCACAGGGGCCGGCACCUAGAAUUUUUCCACUGUUCAAGCGCUGUAAGUGGUUAGUGGUCAAUUGGGACAUGGUCAAACGGGUAUCAUCCAUAGGAAUGCAGCCUAAGGGUGCUGUUACAUGUGUCGUACGAUAAAUUUGUUAGACGUAUUGAUUGGCUGCAAAGUAGAGAAAUUUUCGAGUCUCUAGAAACUUUCUAUCCUGCAAUCAAUCAAGACGCUUGAAAAAUUUGUCGUACGACAAAUGUAAUACCAGCCUAAUGCCGGAUUGAACAUAUAUGUACACACGUGUUUAUUUUGCUUAUUUACAAUUUAUACAUGAUCAUAAUCAAUCAUGAUGGAUGUAGUAACGGAAGUGAAUGAUAAUUCGGUUCCUCAAAACAGUAGCACGAUAACUGUAGCACACUCAGUAUGGAAGUAUAUCAAUAGUCCAAUAAUAGCAAUAUUUUCUGAUCUGGAGAAUCCUCCAACGGAGCAAAUGCUAUGUUCUCUUUUGGAAUCUUUAUUAAAAAGAUCUUCUACAUUAACUACUGUACUAAUCCCACCAUUCAGUAAUGCUGUAACAGACAUUGAUCUGCAGCAACAAUAUGCAGCAUUUACAACUUGGUUAUUUGGCACAAUGUUUUAUUUGAUCUGUAAACCAUCAAGUAAUGUGAUACUUUCAAACAGUAUUGAAGUACAAGCUUGUAUGCUCAGAAUAUUAUCAAGGCAUCACAUGACAAUGUUUGAGACUAUUACUUUAGAAUAUUUAAGUAUACUCGAUGAGAUAUCAGAAUUUUACAAAGAUGCUGCAGAAGAAAUAAUUCUUUCAAAGUUUUGUACAGAAAAGGAUAUUAUACAGAAUUUAGAUCUAACACCAUUUCCUGCGAAGAUUAAAUCAUCAGAUGUGCCAUCAAUUCAAGAAUCUUUAUUAAAGAUAAUUAUGAAAACUGGUGCUUCAGUUUGGGAUAAAAACAAAUUAUGGAACAGAAUUAUAACAAUCCUAGUCAAUUCUUCUCCAAACUUAAAGAUUGAAGCAUUACAGCUGCUUGUAGAAAUUAUGGAAAAGUGUAUUAUCACUGAUCAUGAAUGUACAAUCAUAAUUAUGUAUAGCCUAGAAAUAGUGAAGAAUCUCCCAUCUUGGAUCAAUUUGGAGACGUUACCAGCAUAUAAACUGCUCCAAUUUGUAAAAACAUUGAUACAUUUAAUACAAUUAUCACCCAUUUCCCUUAAUAUCACAGAUUUGUGUUUUCAAGUUAUUGAUUUUAUAUCUGCCGAAUACAUUUUAUAUGAUGUCAAUAGUGAAACAGUAAAAAAAUUGGAAGAAUCAGCAUGUUAUAAAAUUGAACAAUAUCUAAUUGUAGAGCCACGGUCCUGUACGACUGUAGAAGCUAAGAAACUCUUGGCUUACUUCGUACAUUGUCCAACUGUUAUCGAGAUUCUUAUGUACUUUGUUUUUAUUGAUAUUCAACGAGCUGUUAUGGCAAAUAAAACUAUUCUUGCUACAGAAAUCAGCGAACCAUGGAAUUUAUUAAGAAAAGAAUUGAUGAGUCUUAUGGAAGCUGAAAAAUUUACACAAGUAUUAUAUAUUGUUAAAGGGUCAUCUUUAUUGCAAUUAUGGCUAGAAAAAGAGGAAAUUCAUGUAAAAUUAUAUGAUAACGACUUAAAUGUCAUACUAAGGAUUCUUAUGCUAAAUUUAAAUUCUGAGAGUUGUCGAAAUGAAGAGAUUAUUUUUCAAAUAUUAAUGAGUAUAAUGGCUCACAAUGAAUCGAAUAAAGUUUUAUUGCAAUCGAUAUUAGCAUUGCCAUUUACUCAAGAUUUCAAAGGAUCCAUGGAUAUCAGUCAAAAAAUGGUACAAAGAGCAAAAUCUCUCAACGUUGAAACAAUGUCGAAAUGUCUUGAAACUUUAUGCACAUAUGGCAAUGGCAAGGAAAGAUUAAAAUUAUUACGCAUGUGUAUAUUAAAUAGUAACAUACAAAUAGCUGUUACAGCAGUGUUACACAGCGUAUUACUAUUGAAAGAUGCAAACAUAAAAUUGGAAGAUGUUUGUCAAUAUGUUUUAAAUACCGCUUUAUCUUCGACGAAAGUGGAAAUACAUGAAGCUCUUGCAAAUAUCUUGGGCCAGAUAACUUGUGUUUCAUCAGGAAAAGGAAAAAUUAUAAAUGGAUCGUUAAACAAAAAAUGGAGUAUAUAUUGCGAAUGUUGUACAAAAAAUAGAAAAAAAGAUGACGAUUCCAAUGUACAUUAUCUACCAGAGGUCUACGACCAUAUUUUUGAUAUAUAUUUUAAACUAUUUUCUUCGACAAAUAUUUCCGUACGAUUACAUAUUUCCAAAAAUAUUCUUUCUUUUUCAAAUCAUAUAAAAUCAUUCAACUCGAAUGAGAUAACAAAAAAGUGGCUUCCUUAUAUAUACGAUGAAAAUACUGAGAUUCGAUCGAAUCUUGCAUCGGUAAUUGGACAACUGUUAAGUAAUAAGAUCAUUAUGCUGAAGAGCAAUGGUGAAUGUUUGUCGGAUAUCAUGCCAAAUGAUUUGGACGAAUAUGUUGAUUUAGUAAUUGAUGUUAUAGCCAACACUCUUAUAACUGCAUUAAAUAUCUCUAAUCAUUCCUUACAUGAUACAUUACUCAACACUGCAAAGAACUUUGUAUGCGUUCCAUUACAUAUAACGGAAAGAAGGAUUUUGAAUGUAUUUUUAAUCACAAUAACACAUCCACAUUCAUCACAUACAGCAGUAGCAUCCGCUAUAACUGCAUAUCGGGAUGUUGCUGACUUUUUAAAUGUAUCUCCAAAGACUUUGUAUAUUCGAUAUCGAAAGGAUUUCUUAAAACUUAUAAUGAAACGUGCCGUUAGUAACUAUAUAAAUUUUUCAUAUAAUAUGGCAACUACAGUACAUCGUGUUGCUAAAUGUAUAGGUUAUGAAGGAUCACGUCAAUUAUUAUACAAGGAUGGUCAUUAUGCGGUUUGCUUUCUGAUUACUAUUAUCGUUGAAAUGCCAAAAGCAAAUGCGCUCUUAUAUGACAUAGCCGAAUUGAUACGCAUGGAUAUAAAGCAAAUGCUUCAAGAAUAUUUCCCGUAUAUAUGCAGUCAUGCAUUCUUAGAUACGUCUCUUCGAAUAAGUACAGAAUGUUUAAAACUUGUAACAAGAAUAACAGAAACUAGUCUUGCAGUUCUUACAAAACAAUCUUUUAUGGGAAUUUUUGAAGAACUUAUGUUACAUUUUUACAAAUCACGAAAAAUAAUAGGUUUCUUAGAAAUCAUCUCAGAAUAUGAUACUAAUCAAAGAGGAAAGUUUGGUACACAUGAACAAGUUGUGUCUUAUUUAAAUCUGCGAUUACAUGGCAUAUUGGUGAAUUUUGAUAUAAAGCUUGGUCCUAAGUCAGAUGAAUAUACACAGCAAUCCGUCCUUGCUUCAUUAGUCGUUUUAAUUCAAUACAUGGGUGCUGCUUAUUUAACGCCACUUAGAUACAAAAUUUUAGGCACAUUACGAACUUCGCUUGGGUUUAAAAGACCAGGUUUCUCACAUUUGGUCUGUGAUGCAUGGGAUGCAUUUAUUCAUAAUAUAGCUAUUGAAGAUCUAGGACCAUUAUUUCCAACAAUAUGCGUGUCAUUAAUACCAUUGCAAAAAAUAUAUCCAGAAAAAGUCAAUAGUAUGCUGGAAUUUCUGAUUGUUCAAAAUAAUGAGAGUCAUAACAGUCACAUUUCAGAAUUAUUUUUUAUAGACGAUAUGAAAGUUCCCACUCACAUAACUAAUAUAGUUAAGGCACAUAUUUUACAAGCCAGACCCGAGGGAUUUAAUGCUAAUUUAAAAUUAUGGUUGAAACGGAUUACUCAUGAAACUGAUGAAGUGCGAAUCAGAGCUCUAAAACAUUUGCAAACAUUUCUGGAGGAGCAUCGUAGUGAGCUUAAUAAAAUGAUAUUAAGCGAAACUGAUGUACAUCCAUUGAUCGUUGAACUACUAGAUACUCUGCUGAUCGGAUGUCAAGAUAAAGAUGAAUCUAUCCGAUUAUGUUAUGGAGAAUGUCUCGGAGAAUUAGGAGCUAUCGAACCGAGUCUUCUUCCACGAAGAAUUAUUUCUAGAGAGGAUAGUAAUUUUAUAUCAGAUAUGAAUGAAGAGUUUGCGUGUGCAUUACUUUCCGAACACGUGCGGGCUUUUCAAAUGCAGAAGAAUAGCCAAAGUAUGGAUUGUUUUUCACUUGCUAUACAGGAGAUAUUAAAAGCAUACGACAUUUCUCCACAAGGUCGAAAUAGUAAAUUAUGGAAAAAUUUAUCAGCCACAACGCAACAAAUUAUUAUCCCUUUUUUGACAUCGCAUUACAAGAUAGCGACUGUUAGCGACGACAAUGAAUUUCCACAUCCUAUUUACGGUUCUGAAGCAGGUUCUACAGUUGAAAACUGGGCUUAUAAUUGGCUUUGCAGCAUGUCUAGCGCUGUACGUGACACAACGCUCAAUAAUGUGUUACAAGCAUGCAAAUUGGCCUUCAAGCGGGAUAUGAAAACAUUAAUAUUUUGUUUACCGUAUAUCGUGUCGUACAUAAUCGCAAAUAAUGGAGAAGAAGAACAUCUUAAGCUCAGAGAAGAAAUGUUAGCUGUAAUUAAUGUUAGACAAAAAUCCGUAUUGGAUUUAGAACUUUUGCGUCAUCGACCGCUCCGAUAUGAACAGAGUGAAAAGACCGAUGAAAAGAGGAUCUCGGAAGAAACCAGACGUACGCGCUGCUCGCAGGUAGUUUUUUGUAUAUUGGAUCAUUUGCAAAGGUGGCUUAGAGAACGAAGAUUAUUUCAAGAUGAUAGAUACGAAGCAGUAAAAAAAUUCUGUGCUAGGUUAGACAGUCUCGUAGUGGCAGAAGGUUGUUAUCAAUCACGGGAAUAUCAUCGAGCUCUAAUGUAUUUAGAACAACAUAUGGCAUCUAGUCAUAAAGGUUUGUCAGAAUUAACGGAAGGUGGUUUACUCGCGAAAAUUUACGCGCAACUCGAUGAACCUGAUGGAGUAUCUGGCAUUUUGGCAACUCAGAAUCAGUCUCCUACCUUGCAACAAUUAGUUUUAGCUCAUGAAGUCAAUGGGCAGCUGCAGGACGCAGCUACGUGCUACGAGAGGCUCGCGCAAAAAGAAGACCUAAAACAUACAUAUUUACAAGGUAUGAUCCAGUGUUACCUUGGUCUAGAUCAACCAUUCACUGCCAAAUAUAUUACCGAGGGUCUGUUAAGUACUAGGCCAGAAUUGGAGCCUCUCAUUACUGAACGCGAGCUUUUUUGGAGACUCGCUCAUUUCUCUCGAUUCGAGGAAAUCUCGCAAAAGAAUAUAAAGCAUGUACUAUUAGAUGAUCUCAUAAAAGGGAUUAAACCAGAUCUGCUCUCCUUAAAAAAGAAUUUAGUCUCAUUAUUAGAAGAUGCUUCUCGACCGGGAGCUUAUCAACAGAGCUAUUCAUAUAUUAUGAAAUUACAUAUAUUAAAUGAAUUUGAUAAAGCAACUUCGAUGAUGCUGAACAAUGUAGAAGGCCUUUCACUAAUACUAGAAGAAUGGGAGAAACGUGGACAACUAUUGAAAGCAUCUCGCGGUGUAGAAUUUGUCCUGAGCAUGCGCAGAGCUACCUUGGAUUUAGCUGUACAAUUACAACAAAAAACUCAAAACACAGAAAACUUAAUGCUUAAACAAGAAAUUGGCAAAAUCUGGUUGAAGAGCGCAAAAAUUGCUAGAAAGGCUGGCUUGCAACAACAAGCAUACAUGCAUAUUUUAUCGGCUAACGAUUCAUGUCCUCCACAAUCAUUGUACAUAGAACAAGCUCAAUUGUAUUGGCAGAAAGGUUGUCAAGAAGAUGCCUUUACUACUUUAAAUCGUUGUUUCUUAAAUUGUUUUAAACCAGCGCAUUAUUAUAAACAAUUACCCUCAGACGAUUGUAGUGAAGAAAGAAGACACUGUGCAAAGGCAAAACUUCUGUUUGCAAAAUACAACGACGAAACUCUCAACGUUGAUACAGACAGUUGUAUCAAUAACUAUAAAGAGGCGAUCGAAGUAUGGAAAAAAUGGGAAAAAAGUUGGGUAGCAUGUGCUGAAUAUUAUGAUACCAUUGUUGGGAGAAUGUCUGAAGAUGAUAAGGAUCGAAAUAAACGAGAUUUGCAAAUACACAUGAUGAAUUUUUAUGGAAAGUCGCUUCAAUAUGGCUGCAAGUACAUUCAUCAUUCAAUGCCCAAGAUGUUGACCAUCUGGUUGGAUAACGCUUCUCGCGCUACAAUUACUUCCGAUCCACCAGACAUUGUCAAAUUUCGUCAGGAUCGUCUAUUAAAAAUGACACAAAUUAUGGAGGUUUAUCAUCAUAGAUUACCGACGUUUAUGUGGCUAACUGCUUUUAGUCAACUUGUGUCAAGAAUUUGUCAUCCAUCUCCACAGGUGCAAAAUACUUUAUGCGCAAUUCUGGUGAAAUUAAUUUCAGCAUAUCCACAACAUUGUUUAUGGAUGAUGGCAUCAGUUUUUAAUUCUUCAUAUCCAGCGCGACAAAAACGAUGUCAAGAAAUCUUAAAUCAUACGCAAUUGAGAACGCCAGAUAUGUCUAAACUUAUUAAAGAUUUUCACAAACUUUGGGAAAGACUAAUUGAAUUAUCUAAUAAAACGAUACCAGAUGGAACAUUGAAUACUACAGUGACUCACUUAUCAAAAAGCUUGCCAAGGUUACUCGCAAGUAAAGAUUUCAGUCCAAUUAUGAUGCCAACAACGAAAUUCAGACAAUUACAUCUUCCUGCGAAGAAUGCUUCGCUUGAGGAUCAUAAUCCAUUCUUAUUGAGAUGGGUACAUAUAACAAAAAUAGAAGAAAACGUGGUAAUAAUGGCAUCACUUCAACGACCGCGACGAAUUGCGCUAAGAGGAUCGGAUGGCAAAGAAUAUCUCUUUAUGUGUAAGCCGAAAGACGAUCUACGUAAGGAUUUCAGAUUGAUGGAAUUUAAUGAUAUCGUGAACAAGUAUCUUCAAAAUGAUCCAGAAUCACGACAAAGAAGGCUUUACAUACGCACAUAUAGCGUAGUACCAUUAAACGAAGAAUGUGGUUUGAUAGAAUGGAUACCAAAUCUGGUAGGUCUUCGACCUACUAUUAUGAAUCUCUAUGUGGAAAGAGGGAUUGCGCCUACAAAUAAAGAAAUUAAAGCAAUGAUAUGUGCAUUAAAAGAUCCAUUAGAAAAGAAGAAGAAAAUAUUUCUAGAAAAGCAAUUACCACGACAUCCUCCUGUAUUUGGGGAUUGGUUUCGCAUUACGUUUCCUGAUUCAUAUGGAUGGUAUGAAGCUCGUACAGCAUAUAUUAGGACAACUGCUGUCAUGUCUAUGGUAGGAUACAUACUUGGGCUUGGUGAUCGCCAUGGAGAAAAUAUAUUGUUUGAUUCUAAAUGCGGAGAUUGCGUACACGUUGAUUUCAAUUGCUUAUUUAACAGGGGCGAACUUUUUGACUGGCCCGAACGAGUGCCAUUUCGCUUAACUCAUAAUAUGGUAGAUGCUAUGGGUCCUUUAAAAAUUGAGGGACCAUUCAGACGUGCCUGUCAAAUUACUAUGAGAGUACUUCGGCAAGAAUCGAGUACAUUAUUGAGUGUACUCACGCCUUUCGUCUACGAUCCACUCGUUAGCUGGAAUAAAAAUCAGACCAGUGAAAAAACAGCUGAAAAAACAAAUGAAAAAGCUGUAGAACAUAUAAAAAAUAUUGAGCAACGAUUAAAAGGUUUGGUGCGAUAUCCUGGAAGAAAAGCAGAAAAUAUUGCAUUACAUCUCAGCGUUGAAGGACAAACCAAUCAUUUGAUUUUAGAAGCGACAAAUAUAGAUAAUCUGUGCCAAAUGUAUUUUGGUUGGGGUGCAUAUUUAUAACAAGUGCGAUUGCCGAAACAAGAUUAUACACAGCAUAAGAUUCUAUGGUGUAUGGAUAUUAAUAAACUAGUGUACAAACCAUAUUUAUUCCGUAUCGUCGAAGCUUCGUCGAAUACAAUUUUCAAGUAUUGUA